Messenger RNA from Limulus polyphemus (Atlantic horseshoe crab), 4377 nucleotides. Its product is annotated as period circadian protein-like. Gene Ontology annotation, cellular component: cytoplasm; nucleus. Gene Ontology annotation, biological process: entrainment of circadian clock by photoperiod; circadian regulation of gene expression; negative regulation of transcription by RNA polymerase II. The record is from RefSeq and is a predicted model, not a curated record. Gene Ontology annotation, molecular function: transcription cis-regulatory region binding; transcription corepressor binding. Lineage: Eukaryota; Metazoa; Arthropoda; Merostomata; Xiphosura; Limulidae.
UUGAUUCUGAAGAACUUCUACCAGGACGUAAACAGAGUUUCAAAUCGCCUUCCUUCAAAGAACUGAAAAACAAACUCAUCGUAAAAAAUGGGGAUAUGUUGGUUGGGCAGUACUUGGCAAACUUUUUAUAUCCUAGGGAUCAAAUUAUUUUUGCAAGCCACUUGACCCAAGGGUUGAAUGCACAAUUUACUGAGGGGAGAAAAGGUGCCUGUGAAAGUUCAAGUUUCUACUGUCGAUUCAGGCAGUAUCAAAGCUUAAAGUUUGGUUAUGGGUUGUCAGAAAAGAAACCAUGUUACAGAACAUGUCACAUUACCUUGUAUACUAUGGAAUUAUUUGAAGACUUCACUUGUUUGGAGGACACUACACAAGCUAUGUGUCUAGUAGCAACAGUUUUGCCUGUACAAUCAGCUUAUAAAAUGCCAGGUGAAAUCCCAUCAAUGACCACCUUCUCUACAAGACACACCAUGUCUUGCUAUUUUAGUCAUGUUGAUAACACUGCCAUCCCCUACUUAGGUUUUACUCCACAGGAUAUGGUGGGAAACUCUGCAUUUGAUUUCUAUCAUAUGGAUGACUUACCUCAGUUGAAGGAUAUCUAUGAAUUAGUUAUGAAAGAACAGGGCUGCCCAUUCCGAAGCAAGCCCUAUCGGUUCCUAGCAUCAAAUGGCUGUUAUAUCACAUUGGAAACAGAGUGGUCCUCUUAUGUUAAUCCUUGGACUAAGAAACUGGAAUUUGUUGUGGGGCAACAUCGUGUUUUAAAGGGUCCAGAAGAUCCAAAUGUGUUUAAUGAAAAGACUCAAGAGGAAAAUCCAAUAUCAGAAGAACUUCUUAAAGCAAGUCAGCAAAUACAAGAAGAGAUAAAACAGUUGUUAGCACAGCCAGUAAAAUCUGUUUUCAACAGCAUGUGUAAAACCCACAGUUGCAAGAGAAAACUAGCUGUAGCAUACCAAACACGUAACUUACUGGAUCAGAUAGGAAGAAAACCUCACAAUCCCCACGUACAGAUAUGUAGUCAACCAAACUAUCUCCGAGGACGUCUGGAAUGCCAGGACAUUACUACACCUCAUGCCGAUCAAGCUUCAGUAGUUAUGGGAGAAAUUUCACCUCAUCAAGAGACACACAAUUCUGAUCCUUCUGCUGCCACUCCUCCUGCUGUACAGAACAUGCAGUACCAGGAAAACAUUGAAAGGUUUUUUGCUAGUCAACCAAAGACAUACUCGUCUGAUGGGUCUGGGGAGAGUAAGAGUGAAGAACGACCGAACACAAGUACUGAUGAAGAAAUUGAGAAGUUCAGUGGAUUUUCUGAUGAGAAAGACAAGCAGUUUUCAUCUCACUCACCAAGGUCAGUUAGGUUCCAAGCUGGUGGAUUAUUUAGCUCAAAUUCCAAAAGAAAGAUAUUUUCUAAACGUGACUCUGGCAAUGGAUCAGUUCCAUCAAGGAAUGAAGAUCAGAUAAUAGACAACAUCAAUGGUAGCAGUAGUUGUGGAAGUGCCAAAGAUAGCAGUAGUUCUCCUACUUGGCAUUCUCUAACUGAGGAGGCUUUGUCUCAACACAAUCGUAUGACUCAGAAGUUCUUCAAAAAGAUUUCCAACGUUUCUAGUCCUGUUUGCAAAGGGAAGGAUGUUCUUCAUCACAAAAGAUCUCAAGUGAAAGAAUGCCCUGCUGGUUCACAUAAGUGUAAAUCAAAUCAUAACUAUACAUUAACAACUACACCAUGUCAGACAGAAGGAAGGGCUCAUCCAAUGCAAGCUUCAGGAAUGCCAUACAUUCCCUUUAAUUUGGCUCCUCCAUUUUCUCUCCCAAGUUUUCCUAUGAUAGUACCCUCAGCACCAAUUCUUACUUCAGCUAACUCUACUUCUGGUACGACUUCCUUCUCAAACCCACUAUUCAAUACCACAAUACCAAACCCUGGGUUCCAUUACUGCACAUUAAUUCCACAUAACAAUGCAAAUGGAGGACACUCUUCACCAUUCUUUAUACCAGGUGCUAUGUGUGUUGGAGCCUUUCCAUUCUACCCAUCAAUGUCCACAGUCAUUCCCGAGACAGGCCAUCCUUUGUGGUCUUGUGGAUCAAUGUCUAAUGUUUCUGUUAGCAACUGUGGCCAAUCUGCAGUUCCUAAUGUAGGAAGUUUUGGAUAUCAGAUGUUUAACCCAUCAAUUCCAGUCAGCAUGAAUACAGCAACUCCUGAAGUAGCUGUAACAACAGCUCCAGGAAACCUUCCUGUAUCUCAGAAAUUGCAGGUAUCAUCUUCAGAAGAUGGUGCAGAAAGAGAGGUAUUGAGUGUGAAGAAGCAUUUACCUCUAACACGAAGAGGAAAGUCAUCUUCAGGGGAGUCCGACUCCGAACGAGCUCGGUGUAAGAUGAGGAGAGUAGUCAAAUGCAACAUGGUUAACAAGGAUGAAAAAAAAACUGAAAGACUAUCAGAAAAAGACCUGCAAGAGGACACUGUCUCAUUUUCUAUUACAUAUUCCUUGCUGAAAUCUGAUGGUUGUUCUAGUAAAUCUCCAUCAGAUAAAGCUGAGGAAAUGGAAGUGGAAACAAAAGAAGAAUCAAAGACACCUUUUCAUCCAGUGCGUGGUGACCCACCUUGGAUGGAAGGGAUUGAUAAGGGCCCAGACUUGGUGUUUCGCUACCAGCUUCCUAUCAGAAAUGUAGAGGAUGUACUGAAAAAGGACUUGGAAAUCCUGCAAAAUAUGAAACAACCAGAAUUAGUCAACAAACAGUUAGCUCAGCUACAAUCAGAGCUUGAACAGGAAAAUCAAAUUGAAACAUGCUGUUAUUCUGAUGAAAAGACUAGCUCUAAACUAAAUCUUGAGUUUUCUAUUUUAGAAGAAGACCUAGAAAAGGACACAGAAAGUCAAUUGGAAGCAAUGCUUCAACUUUUGGCAGAGGAUAUGUAGGAAACAAACUACUCGUGCUUACAUUUUGACUCAACAGAAAACUAAAAAAUAUAACAGUAGAACCCCAGAAAUCAAAAGAGAAGAUAGGAUGCUUUCUAAGUGUGCAUUAGAGUAAUGUUUGAAAUGCUGAAAGUUUUUCAAACUAUACAGUGUGUGAACAUUAUGAUAUGAAAGCAUUGAAGGAUUUUUUUGUGUUUAUUUGAAACCAUACCUUGUAGUUUACUGAUACUGUGAAGUAGACUUUCUUGGAAACUAUUUCAAAUAAUGAAAGAAAAUGGGGUUGGCACACAUGGGAACAUGGCACAGAAAUUUUAUACAUUGGUUCAAUAUUUUACAUAUGUCAUGUGAUCAGCUAAAUAGUCUGCUAUCUGAACUUAUACUCUUUUCUUUUGUACAUGGGCAUUGUUAAUGUGUGAAAUUAAAUAGACCAUGUUUAAGGAAAAUUAAAACAAAAUACUUGUGUUUCCAAGCAAUUCCUAUUCACAUCUUGUGCAAGUAUAGUUCAAACAUGUUAUUUGAGUUAGUGUGAAGUUUUACUUUCAUUUUGUCAUGUAUAAAUUUAGCUUUCAGGGCUUAAGAAAGUACAGCUACAGUUGUAAGUAUGUUAAAGUGUAUUUUAAACAUAUUUCCUUUUUAAAUGAUAACAUGUACUUCCAUAUGUUAAACAUAGAUUACAUUUUUAAAGGUACUCUGUUAAAUAAAGCUUUAUUUAAGAAAUAUUAUAAACAAAUGUAAAAAUCUUGUACAUUUACAAAAUAUUUAAUGAUUCUAUAAAGUUAAUCAUAAUCUAAACAAUUUUUCUAUGAAUUUCUGGAUAUCUUUUACCAUGAAUAUGUACGUAGUGUAACAAGAAAAAUUUACACCACAUAGAUUUCUUACACUGCUUGAACAUAGUUUUAGUUUUUUAUUCCAGUCACUUUACUGCUACUGUAAGCAAACCUUUAGAUAAACACUUGAAGAAAAUGUGGUUACCAUUAUUUUGGACCCCUUGUCAACUACAUGCUUUUCAUAACAGACUUAAUAUUGAGUGGACAAAUGGGAAGAUGAUUGUUCUUGCAAAAAUUGAAAUCAUAUUUGAGCACUGAUCUUAUCAAACUUUAUUAUAACUUUGAUUUUCUGGCUUACAGAAUGGUUUGUGUCUUGUAUUCUGUUAUUCAUCUCUAAACCAGACACUUAAAAUUGGUAAGGUUAUUAGUAACUACACUGUAUCAUUAUGGUCUCAAGAAAAGAAAUCAUCACAUUAAAAAUGUAAUUUUCAGGUAACAUUUAACUUUACUUUUUCAAAUAAUUGCUUGAAUAAAGGUUAAGAUAUGGUAUUGUAUGCUGUUUAAAUAAAGGUUAAGAUAAUUUAUUAUAUGCUGUAGUGUUUAAAUAAUGGAUAAGAUACAGUAAUUUAUUCUGUAGUGUUCAUAUAAAGGUAAGUUACAAUAUUGUGUACUGUAAUAUUCAAAUAAAGGUUAUGAUACAAUAUUGUAUUCCA